UCUGAUCUGAGUGUUGGUCUUACGAUCCCACGUGCACGACAGGAGGAAUCCACAAACUAGCAUGCUUCUACCAUGCCUCAUGUCUCUGUGUUUAUGAACGUACAUAAAGUGUUUAGUUAGUAUUUACAGUUUCCAAAAUGAUGUUUGGAAAGGACGUGCCAUGGCGGCGUUUAAGCGGCAUUUCGUUUGGAAUGUACUCCGCCGAAGAAAUAAGAAAGUUGAGCGUGAAGGCAGUCACAAACCCCAAGUUUCUUGAUGCUGUUGGAAAUGUGGCCCCCAACAGUCUUUAUGAUCUGGCUCUGGGGCCAGCAGACUUUAAAGAGGUCUGUUCAACCUGCUGUCAGGAUUUCAACAACUGCCCUGGACACUUUGGGCACAUAGAAUUACCUCUACCUGUAUACAACCCGCUGUUUUUUGAUAAACUGUACCUGUUGAUCCGCGGUUCCUGCCUGUUGUGUCAUAUACUAACCUGUCCUCGGGCUGCCAUCCACCUGCUGCUGAACCAGUUGAAGUUGAUCGACCAUGGAGCAAUUCAGGAGGUCUACCAGAUCGAACACAUUCUCAACCAGCACCUGGAAGAGAAUCCAAAAGCUUCAGGAGAUGAAAUUGAGGAGCUGCUGCGCAACUAUGCAAAUGAAACUAUUAAAUCGAGUGUUUCUGAAAACUUCAAACCAACGAAACAUCUGGUGGAAAAGAAGGCUUGUUUGAUAAAUGACUUCUGGAAGAUUCACAUGAAAACCAGGAAGUGUCCUUACUGUAGGAGCGGCAGGACUCUUGUGCGCCGUGAACACAACAGUAAGCUGAUCAUCACGUCUCCGUCAGGAGCACAGACCAAUGAAAACACUGAUGAGAAUGUCAUGGCUGGAAGGAGAGUCUACCUGACAGCCAGCACAGCCAAAGACCAUAUCAUAAAAAUCUGGGAGAAAGAAGGUUUCUUCCUCAGCUGCCUCUUCCCUGGGCUGGAAGAGAGCGCGAGUCCCGCAGGCGGACAGAGCGGCUUUUAUCCGGACCUCUUCUUCACGGAGCUGCUGGUGGUCCCACCCUGCAGGUUUCGACCAAUCAACAGACUCGGUGACCAGAUGUUUACAAACGGUCAGACUGUCAACAUGCAGGCGGUGAUGAAGGACUGUGAAAUCAUCCGGAAACUUCUGGCUCUCAUGGCGGGAGAGAAGAACAUGGAGGGGGAAGAGGCUCCCGAUAUUACGGAUCAGACAUUCCUGUCCGGAAUCACCGGGUUGACAUUAACGGAUAAACUCUACAACAUGUGGAUCCGCCUUCAGAGCCACGUUAACAUCGUCUUUGACAGCGACAUGGACAAACUGAUGACAGAGAAAUACCCCGGAGUCAGACAGAUUCUGGAGAAAAAAGAGGGCUUGUUCCGGAAGCACAUGAUGGGCAAACGCGUGGACUACGCCGCUCGCUCCGUCAUCUGCCCCGACAUGUACAUAGAAACCAACGAGAUCGGAAUACCCAUGGUUUUUGCCACCAAGCUGACCUACCCUCAGCCAGUCACCCCGUGGAACGUGAAGGAGCUCCGCCAGGCUGUCCUCAACGGUCCCAACGUCCAUCCAGGCGCCUCCAUGGUGAUAAACGAGGACGGCAGGAGAACCAUUUUAUCAGCUACCAACUUCACGCAGAGGGAGGCGGUCGCUAAGCAGCUGCUGACGCCCUCUCUGGGUGCGCACAAGAUGCCCAUGAAGAUAGUGAAUCGCCACAUAAAGAACGGAGAUGUUUUGUUGCUCAACAGACAGCCGACUCUGCACAGACCGUCCAUACAAGCUCACUGCGCUCGCAUUUUACCGGGAGAGAAGGUGGUGAUCCGACAGGGGGAGCUGUUAGUCGGGGUUCUGGACAAAGCCCACUACGGCUCCUCUGCCUACGGUUUGGUUCAUUGCUGCUACGAACUGUACGGCGGAGCAAUCAGCGGAAAACUGCUGGGCUGUCUGGCUCGACUGUUCACCGCCUACCUGCAGCUGUACCGAGGCUUCACUCUGGGGGUGGAGGACAUCCUGGUGAAGCCGGGCGCCAACAAGAAGAGGAAAAAAAUCAUAGAAAGUUCCAGAAACGUCGGCUCCCAGGCUCUUCAGGCGGCGUUCAACCUCCCACCCAGCGUGGAUCCCGCUGAGGCCCACAGCCGAUGGCAGGACGCCCACCUCAACCCCGACCAGAGGGACUUCAGCACGGCCGACCACAAAUUCAAAGAAGUUGCCAACCAAGUGAACAAUGACAUCAACAAGGUGUGCAUGCCGGUGGGACUCCACACCGCCUUCCCGGACAACAACCUGCAGCUGAUGGUUCAGUCUGGCGCCAAGGGGUCUACGGUCAACACCAUGCAGAUCUCCUGUCUGCUCGGUCAGAUUGAGCUGGAAGGCCGCAGACCUCCUCUGAUGCCCUCAGGAAAGUUUCUGCCGUGCUUCCAGCCCUACGACCCCUCGCCCGGCGCGGGGGGGUUCGUUUCUGGAAGAUUUCUCACAGGCAUCAAACCUCAGGAGUUUUUCUUUCACUGCAUGGCCGGCAGAGAAGGCCUUGUCGACACGGCUGUGAAAACCUCCAGAUCUGGAUAUCUGCAAAGAUGUAUCAUAAAGCACCUGGAGGGUCUGGUUGUGCAGUACGAUCUGACUGUGAGGGACAGCGAUGGAUCAGUGGUUCAGUUCCUGUACGGUGAAGAUGGCCUGGACAUUCCCAAAACUCCCUUCCUGCAGCCGAGACAGUUUCCCUUCAUAGAGGACAACUUCGAGGUCAUCAGGAGGUCCCAGAGUUUGGACAGCGUUUUGGCUCGGCUGGACGCUCAGACGGCUGGUCAACACUUUGACGCCAUCCAACGCUGGAAAGCAAAGAGGGAGAUGCUAAAUCCUCGAAGAGGAGCGUUCCUACUGUUUUCCAAGAAAAAACUGGGGAAGCUAAAAGACUCCACUGAAGGGGUGGAGCCUGUUUCCAGCAGAAAUCCUGCUGUUCUGCAGCUGGUUGGCCAGUGGCAUUCUCUGGAUGAAGCGGGCAGAGCAAAGUACCUGAAGAAGGCGUCCCGCUGCCCGGAGCCCUCCCUGAACCUGUUUAGACCCGAUGUGUGCCUGGGAUCGGUGUCGGAAAACUUUCACGGCAUCACAGAGAAAUACCUGCAGAACAGGAACAGUGCACACUCUGUGGACACCCACAGCCUCAGGCAGCUGCUGCAUUAUAAGUGGCAGCGGUCGCUGUGUGAUCCAGGAGAAGCGGUGGGACUGCUGGCUGCUCAGUCCAUCGGGGAACCCUCCACACAGAUGACCCUCAACACUUUCCACUUUGCUGGCAGAGGAGAGAUGAACGUCACCUUGGGGAUCCCUCGACUGAGAGAGAUCCUGAUGGUUGCCAGUUCCAAAAUCAAAACCCCCAUGAUGAGCAUUCCUGUCCUGCACAGCAAGAAAGCUCUGAAGAAGGCCAAGAUGCUGCGCAAGAAGCUGGCGCGCGUCUGCCUGUCUGAGGUCCUGCAGAAGGUGGAUGUUGUUGAGACUCUGCAAGAAAGAAAUUUUCAAAAGCUUCGUGUGUUCAAAGUCACCUUUCACCUCCUGCAUCCUGACCGCUACAGCGAGGACAAACUGUUGACCCCCAACCAGAUCCUUCACUACAUGGAAACCAGAUUUUUCCACCUCCUCCUCGAUGCCAUUAAGAAGCGAACUGCCAGGCUGUCCUCCAUCGCCGUGGAAACGAGGAAAGCCACCUCCACGGAUAAAGACACUGAUGGAGAAGGAGCAGCUGGAACCUCACGGUUGGAUGAGGGAGAAGCAGAAGAGGACAGGGAGAUCGUUGAUGACCAGGAUAAUGAAGGAGACGCGGAUGCAUCAGAUGCAAAGAGAAAAGGCAAACAAGAGGAAGAGGUGGACUACGAAAGUGAAGAAGAACAAGGCGAUAACGAAGCGGAGGAAAACGAUGAGGAAGGCGAGGUGGAGGCAGAGGAGAACGCAGAAGCACAUGCCACAGAGGAGUCUCAGCUGGAGACUCCUGACGCGAGAAUAGAGACCAGGAAGAAGAAAAAGAAAAAAGUGAUGAAAGAGUCGGAGUUCCUGAUGAGAGUCAACUCAGUUCUGGAUGUAAACUCAGCCAUAGAAGGAUAUCGCUUCGACCAGCAGGAUGAGCUCUGGUGUGAGGUUGAUCUGGCCUUACCGGUGACCAAAGUUCACUUCGACUUGACGGCCAUCUUGUCGACUGUGGCCCAGAAUGCGGUCGUCAUGGAAACCAGGGGCCUGACACGCUGCCUGCUGAGCGAAACCACCACGAAAUCUGGAGAAAAGGAAACGGUCCUGAACACGGAAGGCAUCAACAUGCACGAAAUGUUCAAGUACGGCGAUAUUUUGGAUCUCAACAAGCUGUACUCCAACGAAGUCCACGCCAUGGCCAACACGUACGGGAUCGAGGUGGCCCUGAAGGUCAUAGAGAAGGAGAUCAAAGAUGUCUUCGCCGUUUAUGGUAUUGAGGUGGAUCCCCGACAUUUGUCUCUGGUGGCGGACUACAUGUGCUUCGAGGGCGUUUAUAAGCCUCUGAACCGCCACGCCAUCAGGUCCAACUCAUCUCCUCUGCAGCAGAUGACUUUUGAGACUAGCUACAAGUUCCUCAAACAGGCCACCAUGCUGGGGUCACAUGAUCAGCUGGAGUCGCCCUCCGCCUGCCUGGUAGUUGGAAAGGUGGUCAAAGGAGGCACCGGACUGUUUGAACUGAAGCAACCCCUGCAGCACAUUAAGAGUCCCUCUUAGAUGUCUAAUGUUUUUAUGUUGGUUAUGAAUCCAACAAAUGACCACAGUUAUAAGAAUUCAAGUUCACCUUUAAGAAUAUCUGCUGAUAUGACAAUAACUUGAUCCAAUUUUUGUCUGUAUUAAUUAUACAUUUGUAAAAAAAAUAAAACAAAUAUAUUUGAUUA
Molecule: messenger RNA, 4888 nt
Organism: Oryzias melastigma (Indian medaka)
Lineage: Eukaryota; Metazoa; Chordata; Actinopteri; Beloniformes; Adrianichthyidae
Gene: polr1a
Product: RNA polymerase I subunit A
Biological process (GO): DNA-templated transcription
Cellular component (GO): RNA polymerase I complex
Molecular function (GO): DNA-directed RNA polymerase activity; DNA binding
Source: RefSeq, a predicted model, not a curated record